Messenger RNA from Suncus etruscus (white-toothed pygmy shrew), 2827 nucleotides. It is a transcript of the gene TAF1C, whose product is annotated as TATA-box binding protein associated factor, RNA polymerase I subunit C. Gene Ontology annotation, biological process: transcription by RNA polymerase I. Gene Ontology annotation, cellular component: fibrillar center. The coding region runs from base 179 to 2746 and encodes 855 amino acids. Gene Ontology annotation, molecular function: protein binding; RNA polymerase I core promoter sequence-specific DNA binding. The transcript is spliced from 15 exons. The record is from RefSeq and is a predicted model, not a curated record. Lineage: Eukaryota; Metazoa; Chordata; Mammalia; Eulipotyphla; Soricidae.
CCUGAAUUUCAGCCACUGCCCUGGCCUGUAGUGGAAAAAGUAACCCCAUGGAAGGAAGCCGAGCUUGUGUUCGCUGUAACAAGGGAGGAGGGGAGCCUGCAGUCUGAGGAGCACUCAGAUCCACCACAGAGCACAGAUGAGAGCAAACAGGUGCUGAGCAUGUGCUCAUGAUGCCAAGAUGGACUUUCCCAGUUCGCUGCAUCCCUCGUUGUUUACCACUGGCCCCCUGGGCCUGAGUGAGACCCCAGACCUGUCUUUCACAAGCAGCUGGAGAGACACAUUGAACCUGUCCCAGGCUCUGCCACUUAGCCCUGAGAUCGAGGCACCGCUCUCAGCCAAGAGUCUGUUCUGGGUGCCAGAGACUCCAGGGCCCCUGCCUCUGCUACCUCCUGGACUGGACCCUUGGACUCCUGGAGUGACAGCUGUGGACCUGCUUUUCCGCGGACGUCGCCCCUUCCGGAGGGCACCCCGUGCAGUGCUCGAUGCCACUGAGCAGAUCAGCCGUUUUCUGUGGGACCAUGGGGAUGUGGCCUUUGCCCCACUGGGGAAGCUGAUGCUAGAGAACUUCAAGCUGGAGGGCAAUCGGAGCCGCUCUAAGAAGAAGACAGUGGUUAGUGUGGAAACGCUGCUACGGGACCUUGAUGGAUACCAGCCCUGGGGGUGCCCCUGGGCCUACAUGACCCACCGACAGCGGCGCUUCUCCUUGGUUGGGGGAUCAGUGCUGGGGAGGUCGGUGGCUACGCUGUUGGCAGAGCUGCUGCAGGAGGAGCUGGCCCUGCGCUGGGAGCAACUACUUCUGGAUGAUGCGUUCACGGGGGGCGCGCUGGCCUGGCUUCCGGGCAGGACACCCCACAACAGGCAGCUGUUUUACCCCGCAGGUGGCGCCCUGGACAAGCUGUAUUUCCUCGAGGUCAGUGUAAAUGCAGAAGGUGACCCCCAGAUCCUUGGGGAGCCGGGCCAUAUCCAGCUCCGGGGUCCUAUUCGGCAAGUGGUGGCUUGCACUGUCCAGGGAGAAGCUCUGUUGGCUGUCCGCUCCGACUACCACUGCGCCCUGUGGAAGGUGGGUAGCCAGGGGCGGCCUGCCGCUGUUCAGGUGCUGCAGGUCACAAAGGGCGCCACCGGAAUCAGCCUCAGCCCACACCUGCCUGGAGAGCUGGCCGUCUGCAGCAGAUCGGGAGCCGUCUGUCUGUGGACCCCUCAGGAUGGUCUACGGCAGGUGUACAAGGAUCCCAAUACCCUUGUGUUCCGGGACCCGUCUCCUUGGCGCUGGGCAGACUUCUCUGCGCAUCCUCGGGUGCUAACCGUGGCUGACCGUACGGGUGUGAAGAUUGUCGACACGCAGGGCCCUCCAGGCUGUGGUUUGCUCCUUUUCCGCUCUGGAGCAGAGGCCUCGUGCCAGAAGGGAGAGCGUGUCCUCCUCUCCAAGCAUCUGGGGGAGUCAAGCCCCGAGUGUCUGCAACCCACACUCCAUCUCGUAUGUACCCAGUUCUCUCUGUACUUGAUGGACGAGCGCAUGCCCCUAUUGCCCAUGCUGAAGUGGAGCCAUGGCCUCCCCUCCGCGCCUCUGAUGGCUCAUCUGCUACCUGCACCUGCCCCAGGCUGCCCAUGCCUGCUGCUUCUGGGAGGCCAGGGAGGGCAACUGCAGCUCCUGUCCAUCACUGGAGGCAGCACCUCUAGUCCACGUCUGACAGGUCCUCCCCAGUCCCUCCCUUCCAGCCAGGACUCUCUCUCUGCCUUUCCACUGCUGGAGCCCAGCAGCCAUCGGAGGCUACAGGAGCGGCUGGAAGCCCCAACCAUAGGUCUGACCGCCACUAUCCCACACUCCACCAGCGCGUCUACCACCCCUGCCCUGUCGCUCUUCCAACUCUCUGCUGCAGGCGACAUCUUCCACCAGCGCCUCCACCUCCAGGCAGACCUCCAGGCAGACCACAGGCCUCCCAAGAACUCGGGACCUGCCUCCUGGAGCCCCCAGGCAACGGCUUUCUGCAGCAGUUGGCUGAAGGCUCUGCUCAGGGUGCCUGCCACACCCCCUGCCUGGACUGCCCCUACCUUCUCCCACCGCUAUCCACUGAAGUGCAGGGAGCUGCGGGGUGCAACCGGACAAGUGCCUGAGGGUCUGCGGGCAGCCAUGGCCAGGGGACAGCUUCUGCGGAGGACAGACCUGGGCCAGUUGCAGACCCUAGAGUCGCCGCCAGCUCCCGAACCGGGUCCCGAGGACGAGCUCACGGAGCGCCUGGAGACUGCCUGGGAGGGCCGGCUAGACGCCUGGUGGCAGCAGCAGUAUGGUGGGAGCAUGAACUCCGGGAGGUCGCGCUGCAGGGCCAAACGCCGCACUACGCUGUCCAGCACCUUCUCUUCCCUCAGCUACUGCUCAGACCCCCCCAGCCCACCACGCAGCCCCGAUCCCGAGGACUCCGAGGCCAGGCCGCUGCCCCCUGCUACCCCCACCCCGCUGUCACAGGAGCUGAGCCAGGAGUCCUGGGUGCGGGACAUCCCCUCAGAGCGGCAGCAGACCCUCCGCGACUACAUGGCUCAGCUCCCGCUGCAAGAGACCACACUGGCUGCUGCCCCCUCUCUCAGCUCCCAGACCCGAAGCCUCCAGGCCACCCCCAACAAGACUGCUGCCCAGCGGCGGCCCCAAGGAGAUCCCUGGGAUGGCACUACCAUGUCCCUAUCCCAGACCUCUACCGUGGCCACCCCGUCCAGGAGGCAGGCGCCCCGGAAGAAAGCGCGCAUGGGCUUCUGAGUGGCACCUUAAGACCUGGGAAGCAGAGGGCCUGUGUGAUGUGUAAGUGCUACAUACCUGCGUGUGUUCACGAGUGCCUUU